AUGACCCCAAUUGUGGCAACCCGCAUCGCCAUUAACCUGGGAAUCUUCGAUUUUGUCCAUGAUUCUCUUAAAGAAGAAUUCAAGGGCGACGAAAUCGUAUCGCACGCGGGUGGAGACCCGUUGCUUGUGUUCCGUAUAUUACGGUCGUUGACGGCGAUUGGGAUCUUUAACGUCACCACAGCAGAGACCUACAAACCUGAUCCUGUUGUGAAGGACCUCGCUCGAGGUGGCUAUUUGGCAAGCCGGAUUAUAAUGAACUUUGACGUUCACUUCCAAAUAUUUGCGAAACUUCCCCAGUACUUGAAGGAGACAAAAUACAAAUCUCCCAUAAACGCCUAUGCGGGACCUUUUCAAAGUGUCUUCAAUACAGAUGAGCAUUAUUUUGACUGGAUGAAAUCGCACCCAGCCCAGCUCGAUGCCUUCAACCGUACAAUGCAAGCCGGUAUUAUGCGGGACAAUGCUGCUCGAUGGACCGAAAUCUUUCCCAUCGCGCAGCGAUUCCAGCAAUUCAUGAACACCACCCCUCCUUCUGAUGAAAAGCUUCAACUUGUGGAUAUCGGAGGAGGUAUAGGUCAUGAAAUCAAAGUUUUGCUUGACACUUUUCCGUGUCUCCGAGGCCAGUUCAUCCUUCAGGACGUACCCGGCGUCGUCCAACACAUGCUGCCGGAACUCCAGUCUACCCCCACAAUGCAGACAGUGCAGGCUAUGCCGUACAGCUUCUUUGAGCCACAGCCCAUUACAGGUGCACACGUCUACUUUUUGGGUCGUGUCGUGCACGAUUGGCCAGAUACUCAAGCGCGGAACAUCCUGCAGCACAUCCGAAAUGCGAUGGCCGAAGACUCUCUGCUUCUCAUCCAUGAACGCGUGCUUCCAGAUGGUGCGGCGAAGGUCCAUCUAUCGGAUACCAUCAUGGAUUUCAGUAUGAUGGUCUUGUGUUCGUCGCUCGAACGAACAGAGACGCAGUUCCGAGAUCUGCUCGUCUCGGUGGGACUGAACCUGGUACAGGUAUGGCGGCCAACCACUGCUGGGCUUCAUCGACAAGCGAUUCUCGAGGCAAUUCGGGCCGAUUUUCCUGAUGAUGAAUAA
Penicillium atrosanguineum is the source of this 1086-nucleotide messenger RNA. RefSeq lists its product as uncharacterized. The coding region runs from base 1 to 1086 and encodes 361 amino acids. Gene Ontology annotation, molecular function: O-methyltransferase activity. Lineage: Eukaryota; Fungi; Ascomycota; Eurotiomycetes; Eurotiales; Aspergillaceae. The record is from RefSeq and is a predicted model, not a curated record. The transcript has 3 exons.